This is a messenger RNA of Trachemys scripta elegans, 520 nucleotides long. Its product is annotated as V-type proton ATPase 21 kDa proteolipid subunit-like. Gene Ontology annotation, molecular function: proton-transporting ATPase activity, rotational mechanism. Lineage: Eukaryota; Metazoa; Chordata; Testudines; Emydidae. The record is from RefSeq and is a predicted model, not a curated record. Gene Ontology annotation, cellular component: proton-transporting V-type ATPase, V0 domain. Gene Ontology annotation, biological process: proton transmembrane transport. The transcript has 2 exons. Bases 8 to 520 code for a protein of 170 amino acids.
CCCCUUCAUGUGGUCCAACCUGGGCAUCGGCCUGGCCAUCUCGCUGUCCGUGGUGGGCGCAACCUGGGGGAUCUACAUCACUGGCUCCAGCAUCAUCAGCGGGGGAUUGAAGGCCCCCAGGAUUAAAACAAAGAACCUGGUCAGCAUCAUCUUCUGUGAGGCCGUGGCCAUCUACGGGAUCAUCAUGGUGAUCGUCAUCAGCAACAUGGCUGAGCCUUUCAGCGGCACCACCCCAGAGACCAUCGGCGCCAAGAACUACCACGCAGGUUUCUCCAUGUUUGGGGCUGGUCUGACCAUGGGCCUCUCCAACCUGUUCUGCGGGGUGUGCGUGGGCAUUGUGGGCAGUGGGGCUAUGCUGGCCGACGCCCAGAACGCCAGCCUCUUUGUCAAGGUCCUGAUCGUGGAGGAGAGGGGGUUGCUGCCUGAGUGUUCCCGGUGUGUGUACAAAUCAAUUGACCAGUGUUCUUAUAUCACGCUCAUCACCAAAGUAUCUGAGCACCUCCAGUUGCAGAUUAAGUAA